AUGGUCAGCUUGGAAUGUUUAUUGCUUGCUAGUUCCAUUCCGAAUUUCCGUUUGUUCGAUCAAAGUUUAGCUGGCGAUACAUUCACCGUUAUCUCAUCCGCCGACAACAGUAGUGGGUACUUUUUGAAUGUGACUGCAUACUUCGAAAACGGGUCAUUUUACCGUUGGGAAUCGUUCGCAACAGUUGCUGCAACUUCAAACCUUUUCGCUAGUCACGAACUCUUUAAUGUAGCUGAUUUUAUUGAAUACGAGGAGGUACAAGCUAGUGUAAAUGGUUCCUUUACAGAAACCAUAGCCGAGCCCCACACAUUAGUAACUACUCCAAGUGGUUUGAAACAAAGAGCGAUCAACAACUGUGAGCAAUUCUGCGGUAAAACAGAUCAUUGCCGGGGCAGUAACAAGAGAUGUCGAGGAUGUCGUAUUCUGCAAUGGGCAAUCGGUUUGUGGCAAAAGCAUUGCGUUUUGUAA
This is a messenger RNA of Kluyveromyces lactis, 468 nucleotides long. RefSeq lists its product as uncharacterized. The record is from RefSeq and is a predicted model, not a curated record. Bases 1 to 468 code for a protein of 155 amino acids. The transcript has a single exon. NCBI's taxonomy places the organism in Eukaryota, Fungi, Ascomycota, Saccharomycetes, Saccharomycetales, Saccharomycetaceae.